Condylostylus longicornis is the source of this 1814-nucleotide messenger RNA. RefSeq names its product aldehyde dehydrogenase, mitochondrial (gene Aldh). The transcript has 5 exons. Gene Ontology annotation, molecular function: aldehyde dehydrogenase (NAD+) activity. The record is from RefSeq and is a predicted model, not a curated record. Bases 138 to 1682 code for a protein of 514 amino acids. Lineage: Eukaryota; Metazoa; Arthropoda; Insecta; Diptera; Dolichopodidae.
GUUCGGCAUUCAGCAAAUCAGCAAUUGUGAAAUUGAAAGAGUCGGGAGAAAAAAGUGCAGAAGCAGAUUGGUUACUGAAUAAAAUUUAAUUUGCACUUUCUUAUCGGAAAGUUAACAAGAAAUACGUGAUACUUACAAUGUUUAGAAUACUGAAAAGUGCUAUUAGAAACCACAAAUUUGCAGUAGCCAGCUAUGCAACGCAAUCUCAACCUUUAACUUCUCCAGAUGUUCUUUAUACCGGUAUUUUCAUUGACAAUGAAUGGCAUAAGAGUAGAGAGGGUAAAAAUUUUGCCACUAUAAAUCCAACAACGAGUGAAGUUAUUGCUCACGUUCAACAAGCUGGCCCUGCUGAUGUUGAAGUUGCUGUCAAAGCAGCCAGAAGCGCUUUCAAAUUGGGCUCCCCAUGGCGCAGGAUGGAUGCCAGUGAUCGUGGUGUUUUAAUAAAUCGUCUUGCAGAUUUAAUGGAACGCGACAAAAAUUAUCUCGCUAGUUUAGAAACAUUGGAUAAUGGUAAGCCUUUCGCAAUGUCAUACAAUGUUGAUUUGCCAAUGUCAAUCAAAUGUCUACGUUAUUUCGCCGGUUGGGCUGAUAAAAAUCAUGGUAAAACGAUUCCAAUGGAUGGUGACUUUUUUGUUUACACACGUCAUGAACCAGUUGGAGUUUGCGCUCAAAUAAUUCCAUGGAACUUUCCCGUUUUAAUGAUGGCUUGGAAGCUGGGCCCUGCAUUAUCUACUGGAAACACAAUUGUGCUAAAACCAGCCGAGCAAACUCCUCUUACUGCAUUAUAUAUUGCUCAGUUAAUAAAAGAAGCCGGUUUUCCAGAAGGAGUUGUUAAUGUUCUUCCUGGGGAUGGGUCUACAGGGGCUGCAUUAGCUCAACAUAAAGAUGUGGACAAAGUAGCAUUUACAGGUUCAACAGAAGUUGGAAAACUAAUACAGAAAGCAUCAGGAGAUACCAAUUUAAAGCGCGUAACACUUGAAUUGGGUGGUAAAAGUCCGAAUAUUAUUUUAUCUGACACUGAUAUGAAUUAUGCUGUCGAAACAUCACAUUUCGGUUUAUUUUUUAAUAUGGGACAAUGUUGUUGUGCUGGUUCACGCACAUUUAUUGAAGAAAAGAUUUACGACGAAUUUGUUGAACGCUCAGCAGAACGCGCUAAAAAACGUACUGUUGGUAAUCCAUUUGAAUUGACGACAGAGCAAGGUCCUCAAGUGGAUGAAGAACAAAUGAAUAAAAUUUUAAGUUUAAUUGAAAGUGGCAAAAAAGAUGGGGCUAAACUGGUUGCUGGUGGUUCUCGUUAUCAAGGGCUACCCGGCUAUUUUGUGGAACCAACUGUUUUUGCUGACGUUAAAGAUAAUAUGCGUAUCGCAAGGGAAGAAAUUUUUGGACCUGUACAACAAUUGAUACGAUUCAAGUCAUUAGAUGAAGUUAUAGAACGAGCCAAUGCAACAGAAUACGGAUUGGCAGCUGCAGUAUUUACUAAAGACCUUGAUAAAGCAAAUUAUAUUGUGCAAGGUUUAAGAGCUGGUACCGUAUGGGUUAAUUCAUAUAAUGUUCUUGGAGCCCAAGCUCCUUUUGGUGGCUACAAAAUGUCUGGACACGGUCGCGAAAAUGGAGAAUAUGCGCUACAGAAUUACACUGAAGUUAAAAGCGUUAUUGUUAAAAUCCCGCAAAAGAAUUCAUAAAUUUUUUUAAAAUUUUUCAUAUUUUUUUUUUAUUUUGUUUUUCAUAUACAGAUGUAUGUACAUAAUUGAAAAGCUAUAGAAUUACAAAAACUUGUAAAUGAUUUUCUAAAUAAAUAUAAAUUUUGUAAAAAA